Erinaceus europaeus (western European hedgehog) is the source of this 1848-nucleotide messenger RNA. RefSeq names its product receptor accessory protein 1 (gene REEP1). Gene Ontology annotation, cellular component: cytoplasmic microtubule; endoplasmic reticulum membrane; endoplasmic reticulum tubular network. Gene Ontology annotation, molecular function: microtubule binding. NCBI's taxonomy places the organism in Eukaryota, Metazoa, Chordata, Mammalia, Eulipotyphla, Erinaceidae. The transcript has 10 exons. The coding region runs from base 353 to 1258 and encodes 301 amino acids. The record is from RefSeq and is a predicted model, not a curated record. Gene Ontology annotation, biological process: endoplasmic reticulum tubular network organization.
GUCAGAGCAGGUGCAGCCCAAGUCCCAGGGCGCCCACGCCGGGGUGGCUCUGGGGAGGGUGGUGCGGGGAGCGCUGAGGAGCGGCUCUGGAUCGGCGCGGGGUGGGGCGGUACGGCGGGUGCCGGAGCCGCCCGCCGCCCAAUCGCCGCUGGCCCGCCGAGCCCGGGGGGCUGGGGCCGCGGGAACGAGCCGCGGCUGCGCCGACACGCUCGAGGGUUGGGCGGCUGGCUCUGUGUGGUGGCGGCGGCCGUACGCGGAGAGACGAGCUGGGAGCUCUGCAACCUGCAGCCCCGCCGCGCCGCCUCUGCCUCCGCCUCUGCCUCUGCCUCCGCCUGCGCCUCGGCCUCCCGCCAUGGUGUCAUGGAUCAUCUCCAGGCUGGUGGUGCUUAUAUUUGGCACCCUUUACCCUGCAUACUAUUCCUACAAGGCUGUGAAAUCAAAGGACAUUAAAGAAUAUGUCAAAUGGAUGAUGUACUGGAUUAUAUUUGCACUUUUCACCACAGCAGAAACAUUCACUGACAUCUUUCUUUGUUGGUUUCCAUUCUAUUAUGAACUAAAAAUAGCAUUUGUAGCCUGGCUGCUGUCUCCGUACACAAAAGGUUCCAGCCUCCUAUACAGGAAGUUUGUGCAUCCCACACUGUCUUCAAAAGAAAAGGAAAUUGAUGAUUGCCUGGUCCAAGCAAAAGACCGAAGUUAUGAUGCCCUUGUGCACUUUGGGAAGCGGGGCUUGAAUGUGGCGGCCACAGCAGCAGUGAUGGCUGCUUCCAAGGUGGCUCGAAUCUUUCAUUUUGUCUCCUCUUUGGACCUCAAAGAAGGGCAGGGACAGGGUGCCUUAUCAGAGAGACUCCGGAGCUUCAGCAUGCAGGACCUCUCCACUAUCAGGGGAGAUGGAGCCCCAGUGCCCUCAGGCCCUCCACCACCAGGGGCUGGUCGAGCCAGUGGCAAACACUGCCAACCUAAGAUGUCCAGGAGUGCUUCUGAGAGUGCUGGCAGCUCAGUGUGUACCUGCUGCUCCAGCUGCAGGACCCGCAAAGUGGUUGAGGGAGAUGUGAAUGAGGGUGGUGUGAAGGCAUGGGAGCCCCACCAGGUCCAAAACCCACUGGCAUUUUCUGACGAGGAAGAAGAAGACCUGCUGGAGUUCAUGUACAAGUAUAAGGCACCUCGAAAGACGGAACUCCCUCUGGAGGCACCGCCUAGACUCCUUCGAUCUCGCUUCAGGAAGAAAAGUACCUCAUCCUCGGCCACUGAAACCACGUGAGUGAGACGAGCCAACAGCACUGGAUCCACAGGAUGUUUCUUCUCUGCCUUAAAGAGCUAGUCACUAAUAACAUAGAAACCUGCAAGCUGACGUGCUAUGUGUGCAGACUCACAGACACAGCCUUUUCUCUUUCCCCCUACCACUUUUCAGAUUCCCCCCCCCCUUUGUUUUACUGGGGAGAGGAUAAAGGGAAAGGUAGCAUAUAUGUGGGGUGCGAUCUUUCAGUCUUCUGAAAAGAGGUUGGUGAUUUUCCACAAUUGGAUUGUGACAGACAGCAAAUAGUGUGCUUUUAGAAGUAGGAGAGUCAACCCCCACAUGCUGAGAUGUACAUUUUAAUUUAUUUGUUGCAUACUUUUAGUUCUGUAAAUGCAAACAAUUUUGAAACAAACUUUUGUUUUUAGUACUAAUAAUUUGGACUAUGGUGUAUAUAUUCGUGGCUUCUGGCUUAAUAAACUUGCAAGGGCUGCCAGAGAUUCUGAUAUGUAAGAAAACUUCAAAAAAUAUAUGCAAAAAUUAGGUUCUUGAGAAUGUCUCAGAUACGCUUGUAAAGUUUCCAAAUACAACUCCAGUAAAAUAUACCUUUUCCUACA